Molecule: messenger RNA, 795 nt
Organism: Aegilops tauschii subsp. strangulata
Lineage: Eukaryota; Viridiplantae; Streptophyta; Magnoliopsida; Poales; Poaceae
Source: RefSeq, a predicted model, not a curated record
AUGGCCGGAAUUGUCAACAAGGAGUUUCCUGAGUUGGCCCAGACAGGGCUGAACUACCUGUCAUGGUCCUCGGACUGCGAGAUCUUUUUCCAGGGCAAAACCCUCCCGAGGGCGAUCGGUAAGGGGGCCCAGCUGGCCGUCACUGAUCCCAAGUUCGAAACUGAGAAUGCGCAGGCUCUGCACUUUCUCCGUCAUCACCUGUCACCUACUUUGAAAGAUGAGUAUAUGGCUGAGCGCAGUGCUUCUAGCCUUUGGACCGCUCUUAAGCAGCGGUUUGAGCGACUGAAGUACACUGUGAAGCCACGUGCAGAGGCAGAGUGGAUCCGUCUGAGGUUUGCGGACUUCAAGACGAUUGAGAAAACCCUAUCCACUUUCCACCCCGACGCGGUCCAGUCCUCACGGAACUACCGCCAGGGGAACUACACGAGGUAUUCAGAGUUGAUUGACGUCCUCCAGGUGGCGGAGGCGCAGGACGAGGUUCUCAAAAAGAACUUUCUCGCGCAACCACUUGGGUGCCGCGCACCACAGGAGGUCGUUGAUGCAUAUAAGGCUCGGAAGGCGCGUGAGACGCACCUCGCCUUGGUUCAGGAGGGAGCACCACCGACGCCCAUGGCGGCACCCGUGAUGAUCGCUACUGCCCCUGCUGUGCCCAUAGAGGCGACCCCCGUGGUGCCCAUCGCGGCAGCUUUGGCGGUCUCUACCGACGCCCACGUCGCCAUGGAGGUUGACCACAUGGCCGCCUCGGCGGCGCCGCCACUAGACAUUGAUGCUGCCUCCAAGAUGAUUUCUAAGUAG